This is a messenger RNA of Malaya genurostris, 2984 nucleotides long. RefSeq lists its product as uncharacterized. Lineage: Eukaryota; Metazoa; Arthropoda; Insecta; Diptera; Culicidae. The record is from RefSeq and is a predicted model, not a curated record. The transcript has 6 exons. Bases 1236 to 2405 code for a protein of 389 amino acids. Gene Ontology annotation, molecular function: dioxygenase activity.
AGGGAAUGAAUCAUCCAGUUCUUACUACAGUCUUGAGCGUUUUAUAAUUUGAACUGACAUUUUAAUUGAUACCGUUCAAUAGCGGAAGUAUACAAGUGUGUUUGUAAGGGAACUGUCAUUAAUCUUACAUCGGUAUCAGUACAGCCUUACCACUCACGGUUGUUGGUCACUUCUUAAGAUUGCUUAAAAUCAAAUCAAAUUAGCUAAGUUUUAGUGAUGUAGGCUUUCGUUCUACUGAUUAUAUAAUUUCAACUACUUUAUAAGUCAUGAAGUGUCAACUUUCUAGGCGUCGUCCAGUUGCCAACGGUUCUAGAUUCAAUUGAGUGUUUGUUAUCAUACUGCUAUCAGUGCCAAAGUUAGUCUACGUAGGAUAGAUAUCGAUGUGGAUUACGGGAAAGGCACGAGAUUACCGGUGAACUAAGUUCGAAAUGAAACGUACUGUCAGUACUGUUGAAUACUUCAACUUCUUAGCCGACACCUCAGCGCAAACGGUUCACGACAGGCGCAGCUGACCGACCGUCGUCUUCUUAUUCGUUGCCAUCACAGGCCUUUCAGUCGACCGUUCGUUGUUGAAGUGUACAGUCGUGCUCGCUACGGUAGGUUCAUUGGAAGACGACCUUCGACGAGGUAUCGAUCUGUAAUAGUGUACUAGUUUUGUGAUUCGAAGGUGCUAAUGGCCACGCGGAUUAGCUGCACCAGAUGUUUGAUUCGGUUAGUAAUGUGUCGUUUUAAAUUUUAAGAAGUGUAGUUUUCGGUAUUUAUACAUAAUAGUGAAAUUACAUAGGCAGUUUCGUUGCUUCGUGAAACGUUCGAAUGGAAAGUACUUUCAACUCGUCAGCAAACGUACGAAAAGGCUGCCCUCGAAACUCCUAUCGGUAGUAUUGGUUCCAACCAGUGAAGACCAAAACAACAAAGCAAUCAUUCAGGUGGUUUGCGUGUGAUCCUCUCGAUCGCAGCCUAACCAAAAGCGGUGAAAUGAUCGAAACUAAAAAGGAGUGAAAGAGACAGAAGCAAUAAUAAACCAAGUAUAUAGCAAAACGCACCGAGACGCGGUAAAUACUCGAAUAUAGUUACCAAAAGAAGAACGAGAAAAAUUGUCCUGUUGAAUUUCUUACGAAACAAUUUCACAGUGGGGUAGAUCAUAGUGUUCGGAGAACUGCAGAAAUCUGCAUACUGCAUACUGUUCACAUUCCGGAGUCCAGGUGCGUGCAAGAAGUAUAUCACGAGACAGCGAAAUGUUGAAGAGCAAAGCAACCGAAGAGAAGGUUACCCUGCUGUCCACGAACCAGAUACCGAUCAUCGAUCUGGCUCACUGUGGUACGGAAGAAUGCCCAAUCCGUUCAGUAGUUAAUCGAGUUGGGGGUCAACUGUGCCGUGCAUUGACAGAGAAAGGCGUGGCUCUGCUAGUGAACCAUGGAAUUGGUGAAGAAAAGAUCAAACUAGCUUACAGUCAUCUGGAUGAUUUCUGUAAACUGUCGACCGAAACCAAGGAGCUGUACCUUCGGAAAGACGGCAAUCACGGAUAUGUGAAACCAGGCCAGGAACGGUUCGACGGUAAUACCAAGGAUCUUCGUCACACGUUCAACAUCUGCACGUUGAAGCCAGAGGCUCCCCUCCCGGAGGAACCCCUGCCCGGAUUUCGGGAACACAUAUCCGAUCUUGCACAAGAUUUCCAGCGACUGUCAUCGCUUCUCCUGCAGGCUUUGGCCGUCGGGCUGGAUCAACCUCAUAAAUACUUCCUGGAAAAACAUACUCAUAUACUGGAUGGGGAAAGUGAAAACCAGUCCACAUUCCGCCUGCUGUACUAUCCUCCGUUGAUCAUGGAUGACGGCCAGAACGAGCUUCAACGGGGCCUCUGCCAUUACAGUCAGCAGCGUUGUACAAAGGACGAAAUUGAUCUCUCUUUUCCUGAAGACUACAGGAAAAAGAAAGCCGAGGAGCAGGAGAACUACGAGGCCCAAUACACUCGGUGUGGGGCUCAUUGCGAUUACGGAACCUUUACUUUAUUAGUACAGGACUGUGAAGGUGGUCUCGAAAUAAAACUGCCUGGAACGGACAAGUGGAAACGGGUUGGCCACUUGCCGGGAGCGAUCCUAGUUAACGCUGGCGAACUACUGGCGACGUGGACAAACGAGCAAAUUCCUGCAUUGUGCCACCGCGUUGUGAUACCACAGGAAGAAGCUCUGAAGCAUCGUGGGAGACACUCGAUUGCGUUUUUCGUUCAUCCAGACAACUGCACUGAUAUAGAGCCACUUGAAUUGCCUACCUCAAGUUCCUCCAACUCACUCGAAUCGAUGGACAAGAAACAGAAGAACCGAAAAAAAUCCUUCAAAACAGCGAAAACUAAAAUUUACAAUGCGUAUCAGCAUGUUCAACGUCGCUUCAAGGAAACGUAUGCAUCAUAACAGUGCCGGAAUGCGUUCAAUCGCUAACAAAAUAUGAACAGAUGGGUGUUUUUUCGGACUGGGUAAUUCUACUUACAGGUUGUCGUCCAUCAAUCACACUGAUGGUGAAUGAAACCGUAUCUACGCCUUGCAAUGUAUUCAGUCUUGGUUCAUUACCAAGAAAUAAGAGCAUGCAGAAUAGAUAUAUAAUGCCAUUUUUUGUUAUGAACUUUUGUAUGUCUAGAUCCAAAAUAAACUCGAUUAAAUCAGUAUACUGUACAAUCCAAUCGCGACUGAGGUAUGUUUAUCGCCAGUUAAAGUAAUUUCAUUUCAGAAUCCUAUCAAUCGUGCGAAUCGGUUUAGUCAAUACUUAUUUGCACAUGAAACUCAUUCCUCACACGCUGUAGACGACUUUGGCACAUGCUGAUGGAUCAUUUCUUCAUGCCAAGUGUUAGUAGUAUAGCCAUGUUUGGAGUGAUUCGAAAGCGAAAGAUGUCAGUCUGGUAGUCUAGAAAAAUAAAGUAUUUGAAAGUGAUAUCUAUUAAAAAAAAGUAUGUAGAAUGAAAUUAUUUUUAUAUUAAAUACUCAUUGCUAAUUUAA